UUCAAUCCAUUCCCUUCUUCCCUUCCUCUCACAUAAACCCGCUCUUACCACUCCAUGAGUCCUAGUAAUCUUAACCAAUCCUCUCUUCCUCUUAAAAAGAGAAACCAAGAUCAAAUUCACCACCUACCAAACUCCACUGCAACAACCAAUACUUCAUACCCACGUCCGGUCUUGCUUGAAACCUCUAUAGAAGAUCAAGGAGCAAACUGUAGAGAGCAUCAUGGACAUCAUUAUCAUCAACAGCAACAACAAGAAAAGCCCAAUGAGUUUGUGCUGAUCGAUGGAUCAAGCGAUUUCCCACAGCCGACGAACACCGAUGACAAUAAUGAUAAGAUGGACCAAUAUGUUUGUAAUGGGUAUCAUGAAGAUGAAGAUGGGCAUGGAUCGGUCAAGUGGAUGCCUUCAAAGAUGCGGUGGAUGAGAAAGAUGGUGGCUUCGGAGCAAACUGUCAGGAGCAAACCUGCAAGAAGAAGCAUGGAAGAUCUUCAAGAAGAAAAACAGCAUAACCAAGACAUGAGCAACAGCAAUUUUCCUAGUGGUACCAUUAGAGUCUGCUCCGAUUGCAGUACAACAAAGACACCUUUGUGGAGGAGCGGUCCUCAGGGUCCAAAGUCCCUUUGUAAUGCCUGUGGGAUAAGGCAAAGGAAGGCAAGACGAGCCAUGGCGGCAGCGGCAACUGGUAGUGGACUACGUGCAACGAAUACGCCUCGUAAGGUGCAAAAGGAGAAGAGAAGAGGCAGAGAUCACACCAUUCCUAACAAGAAGCGGUGCAAGAUUGACACCACCAGAACUGCUCAGAGGAAACUCGAGAUCGAUGAUAUUAUGAUGAGUUUGAGCAAUAAUUCAGCUUUUCAUCGUGUCUUCCCGCAGGAUGAAACGGAUGCAGCCAUCUUGUUGAUGGCUCUAUCCUGUGGCCUCAUUCAUAGAUGAACACUGCCUUCCUAUAAUUUUCUUUUUCCUUUUGAAUUUUAUCCUUUCAGCUAUCUCAAUAAGCUUAGCCUAGCCGACCAUGAGCAUUGAGCAUGUAUUUGUGAAUGGAGUGAGAACAAUAAUAUGAGACCGGAAUCUGGUAACAGCAACAAACUUUUUGAGUAAAGCUAUUAUUUCCGCUGCUUCA
Elaeis guineensis (African oil palm) is the source of this 1117-nucleotide messenger RNA. Its product is annotated as putative GATA transcription factor 22. Gene Ontology annotation, molecular function: zinc ion binding; sequence-specific DNA binding. Gene Ontology annotation, biological process: regulation of DNA-templated transcription. Lineage: Eukaryota; Viridiplantae; Streptophyta; Magnoliopsida; Arecales; Arecaceae. The record is from RefSeq and is a predicted model, not a curated record.